Rhagoletis zephyria (snowberry fruit fly) is the source of this 1340-nucleotide messenger RNA. Lineage: Eukaryota; Metazoa; Arthropoda; Insecta; Diptera; Tephritidae. The record is from RefSeq and is a predicted model, not a curated record.
GUUGCAGCUCCCUUCUCGGCGCCCUCACCGAGAACGGCCCCAUCGAGCUGAACGCCGACGGAACUCUGUCUCCCAAUGCCUACGCCUGGAACUCCCAGGCGAGCAUUCUCUUCCUCGAAUCUCCCGCUGGAGUUGGCUUCAGCUUUAAUGCCGCCCAGAACUACUCCACCAACGAUGACGCCACCGCGGCGCUCAACUACGGCGCCCUGCAGUCCUUCUACGCGAAGUUCCCCCACCUGGUGAACAAUGACUUCUACAUUGCCGGAGAGAGCUAUGGAGGCGUCUACAUCCCAACCCUGUCUCGAAAUGUCGUCGCCGGAGGAAGUCCGGCGAACUUCCGCGGCUUCGCCAUCGGCAACGGCCUCCUCGAGCAGACGAUGCUGGCCAACAGCUACCUCCUCUUCACGCACUACCACGGACUGUACAGUCCCUCGAUGUGGAACUCCCUCGUGUCGAACUGCUGCGCUGGAGUUUCGAACACUGAAAAGUGCAACUUCGUGGGCAACACCGCUCCCGCCUGCGUCCAGUCGGUGGCUGCCAUUCAGGGCCAGCUGAACUCGAUGCCCCUCAACCCGUACAACAUCUACUCGUCCUGUGUGCAAACUUCCUCGGGAGCUCUCACCCCUGCCAAGGUUCACCAGCAGAUGCUGAAGAAGUACCUCUUCAAGUACGUCGAUGAAGUUGAGGGUGACGCUGAGGGUGACGAUGAUAAUGAAACUCCCGUGGGUGACAAUCCCACCUGCGUCGACCUCGACUACGUCGGCGAGUACCUCAACCGACCGGACGUCCACCAGCAGAUGCUGAAGAAGUACCUCUUCAAGUACGUCGAUGAAGUUGCCGAGGGUGACGCUGAGGGUGACGACGAUAAUGAUGAUGAAACUCCCGUGGGUGACAAUCCCACCUGCGUCGACCUCGACUACGUCGGCGAGUACCUCAACCGACCGGACGUGAGAAGUGCUCUGCACAUCACCACCCAGUCGCUGCCCUGGGCCGCCUGCAGCCCCUCGGUCAAUGCCAACUACGUCAACCAGUACACCUCGCUGACGGAGAUGGUGAAGAAGCUGCUUCAGGGCGGGCUGAAGGGGCUGAUCUACAACGGCGACGUGGACACGGUGUGCAACUACCUGGGCGAUCUGUGGUUCUCUGAGGGCCUCGGUUUCAGUACCGUCCAGGACUACCAGCCGUGGAUGUACCAGGGGCAGAUUGGCGGCUUCUACAAGAUCUACGAGAACUUUGGCUUUGCCACCGUCAGAGGUUCAGGUCACACCGUUCCGAUGGACAAGCCCGGCCAGGCGAAGGAGAUGUUCUACCGCUUCCUCAACAUGACCAAGAGUCAGUAA